Messenger RNA from Helicoverpa armigera (cotton bollworm), 7426 nucleotides. Its product is annotated as protein Gawky-like. Gene Ontology annotation, biological process: miRNA-mediated gene silencing by inhibition of translation; positive regulation of nuclear-transcribed mRNA poly(A) tail shortening. Bases 134 to 3136 code for a protein of 1000 amino acids. The transcript has 13 exons. NCBI's taxonomy places the organism in Eukaryota, Metazoa, Arthropoda, Insecta, Lepidoptera, Noctuidae. The record is from RefSeq and is a predicted model, not a curated record. Gene Ontology annotation, molecular function: protein binding; nucleic acid binding. Gene Ontology annotation, cellular component: P-body; nucleoplasm.
CUGGGAAUUGGGGCGGUAAUUCCAGUGGCCAAACAAAUAAUGGGACAAACAAUACUCAACAAUGGAAUAACACGGCUCAACGCCCGCCCACUUCUCAAGCAGACAUGAAUAGCAACAAGGGAAUGGUAAUCAAAUGCCUCCAACCAGUGGCGCGUCUGCACAGAAUUGGCAAAGUUCCCCGCCUAACAUGCCAAAUUCACAGCCUAACAACAAUGGUGCACCAACAAGCAAUGGUACGAACAACGCUGGUAAUGGAAACAAUGGCGGUACUAAUCCACCCAACUCUACUCCAAAUUCAAAUGGGCCCACCUCGGCCAAUGGGAACAAUGGCAACAACGCCAAUAGCACUUCCUCUGCUAAGAUUGAGCAACUCAACUCAAUGAGGGAAGCUUUGUUUAGUCAAGAUGGCUGGGGAGGCCAACAUGUAAAUCAAGAUACUAAUUGGGAUGUACCUGGCUCGCCCGAGCCUGGGCCAGGAAAGGUGGAAAACCAGCCAGCUGGUGGGCCUCCAGCUUGGAAACCAAAUAUUAACAAUGGUGCAUUCCUUGGCACUGAUCUAUGGGAGGCUAACCUAAGAAAUGGUGGACAGCCGCCGCCACAGCCCGCAGCUAAAACUCCGUGGGGCCAUACGCCCACUACCAACAUUGGUGGCACAUGGGGCGAAGACGACGACGUUGCAGACUCUGCUAACGUAUGGACUGGCCCACCGCCCCCGCAGCAAUGGCCUGCAGGUCCCCCGCAACACGCACAGCAGUGGGGCGUGCCCAAGAAGGACGACUGGAAUGCAUGGGGAGAACCUCACCGACCAGUCGAUCCCCGUAUUGAUCCUCACCGGUCCAGCGAUCCUCGUCAACAAAGCGCAGACCCGCGUCACGACCUACGCGGAGGAAUAUCUGGCCGCCUUAACGGUGAUAUGUGGAGCCAACAUCAUCAACAUACUGGUGGCCCGAACAAAAUGAUGCCUGGAGGUGUUAACCAGUGGGGCGCUCAAGGGCCCAAGGAUCCAAUCAAGGGAUCUGGAUGGGAAGAACCAUCACCGCCGGCAGCAAGACGUGCACCCGGCGGCUUCGAUGAUGGUACGUCAUUGUGGGCACAGCGUGGAAUGGGCGGUAUGGCAGCUCGCGGACCGCAAGGCCCGCCCGGCCCCCAGCGUAUGCCCCCGACGCCUACCAAACCAGACGCCGUAUGGGGAGCUCAUGGUCAACGCAAUGGUUCCUGGGAAGAACCACAUACUCCCGCUUGGCCCGACCGCGAUGCCCCAGCUUGGCCCGAUGCAUCCGGACCGGCCCUGUGGCCCGUGCCUAAACCCAAACCUGCUGGACCUGGAACAGCUUGGCCGGAUGAUAUUGGCGAGUGGGGAGGACCAAAACCACCACAAGGUGGCCCACUUGGCAAGCAGCUACCUAAGGAGAUGGUGUGGAACAGUAAGCAGUUCAGGUUCCUCGUUGAGAUGGGUUUCAAGAAGGAGGAAGCAGAGGCAGCCCUGCGUAGCCGCGACAUGAACGCGGAGGAGGCGUUGGAGAUGCUGGCCAGCGCUCGCGGUGACGGGUGGCGACGCGACGAUCACUUCGGCGGCCACCACGGCGGCCCCUUCCAGCCGCCGCCCUCCGUGCCCGCGGUCUCUCCCGCCGUUGUGCAGAAGAUACUCAACCAGCCGCCUCCCCCAACGCAGCAACACCACCAGUCUUACAACCCCAACAGCGGUACGGGCAACGGCGGGCAGCCGAGCGCGGCGCAACUGCGCAUGCUCGUGCAACAGAUACAAAUGGCGGUGUCUGCUGGGUACCUCAACCAUCAGAUAUUGAACCAACCCCUGGCUCCGCAAACCCUCGUGCUCUUGAACCAACUGCUGCAACAGAUCAAGGUACUCCAACAGUUGUUGCAACAGAACUCUCUUGCGAUGACCAAAGGUCACUCCUCUCUUGCGCUGCAGUACUCUGUACAAAUCACUAAAGCCAAGCAGCAGAUUACUGCUCUACAAAACCAGAUAACAGCGCAGCAGACUCUGUAUAUGAAGCAGCAGGCUGGCAGCUCAGACUUGUUCAAGCAGGGCCAUGACCCCAUCGCUCAGUUGCAGAACAACUUCAGUGACAUGUCUAUACCUAAGGAUACUCAAGGGGGUUACGGCGGCAGCAGCGGUAACCAGCAAUCCCGCCUGAACCAAUGGAAGCUGCCUUCUCUGGACAAGGAUGGAGAAGGUUCCGAGUUCAGCCGUGCGCCCGGAACUGCUAAGUCUACCACGAGCCCACAGCUCAACCAACUUGGCCUGCAACCUGACUCCACUUGGGGAGUGGGGCGCGGCUCCGAAGGUUGGGGCGACAGCGGGGCUGACGUAGCUGAUGGCAAGGACGCCUGGCCCUCACACCCCUCGCACCAGCCUGUAUAUGAUCUGGUGCCUGAGUUCGAACCUGGCAAGCCCUGGAAGGGCAACCAAAUGAAGAACGUGGAAGACGACCCGGCCAUGACGCCCGGGUCCGUGGUGCGGUCGCCACUGUCGCUGGCGGUGAUCAAGGACGCCGACAUGCUGGGCGGCAAGACGUCCCCGCCGGGCGGCGAGCGCUCGCUGUCGUCGUCCACGUGGUCGUACGCGCCCCCGGGCGGCGCCGGCGGUGGCGCCGCGCUCAAGGCGGACGCGUGGGGCGCCAAGCCGCGGCCCGCGCCGCCCGGCCUCAACAAGGCCUGGCCGCAGCACCACAGCGCCGCGCCUCCGCGCGCCGUCUCCUGGCAGGCCUCCACUUGGCUGCUGCUCAAGAACCUCACUGCUCAGAUUGACGGGUCCACCCUGAAGACGCUCUGCGUCCAGCAUGGCCCGCUCCAGAACUUCCACCUGUACUUGAACCAGGGUCUCGCCCUCGCCCGCUACUCGACGCGCGAGGAGGCUGCUAAGGCCCAGAUGGCCCUGAACAACUGCGUGCUGAGCAACACGACCAUCUUCGCGGAGUCGCCGGCCGAGUCUGAGGUGCAGAUGAUCCUGCAGCACCUGGGCUCGGGCGGCGGCGGCGCGUGGCGCGGCGGGCAGAAGGACGGCUGGGGCGGGUUCGCGGCGCUGUGGCCCGACUCGCACGACCAGCGCGCGACGCCGUCGUCGCUCAACUCGUUCCUGCCUCCCGACCUGCUCGGCGGAGAGUCCAUCUAAGGCGCUGUCCACAUCUGUACAGAUGCAUUUGUCCGUGUCGAUCGGGUUUCGCUCCUAACUUCGUUUCGGUCGCGGUCGCUCGGAAAUGUCGCCUCGGUCAUUCCUGAGGUGCAAAUUUUUUAUGGUUAGCGUAAAAUCUUCGAUUUGGAUAGUAUAAAUAGUAUUUAUCGAUCGGCCGGCAUGUCGCUCGAUCGUCGACGACGCGAGUUUAGGAUCGAAGCCUUAGGUGUCUAGUUGUAAUUACGCUUUACCGUCCCCCGUACGGGGAUCGACUAAUUUUAUUCGCCUAGUCAGAUGAUGUCGAACGCGUCACGUGGCGUCGGGUACGCGGCGCGACGCGGUCGCGGUAGCCAACUGUCCACAUACUAUAUUAUCUUACUGUGUUUUAAGUGUUCAUGUAGAAUAUUUAGUGUAUAUAAGAAUUAUACAUAUACAAUGGCAAAUGAAACUGUAUCGAGGUUAGAUAGGACGAGUCCGGUCGCGGCGGGCGCGGGCCGCAGCCGCGGUCAGACCGCGCGGCCCGCUCCUGCAAAUCUACCAAAUAACCGUAGGUAUCAGAUAGCGUAGUGCGUCGCGGGCUACCUCAGUCACACGUCCCGUGGCCUUAUUUUAUAGCGUAUAUUUAUUUUGUUGUGCUCGAGGGCUGUUGCUGUUUCGCCCGUCGAGCUGUUGCGUUCCGAGUUUCUUUCGUGUUCGUUUUUAUUUUCUCGUUUUAUCUGUACUUGUCGUAUUUUAAUUAUUUAUUUCUGUUUUGAAUUCUCACUCGCAUAGAGCCCUCGUUUUCCAGUAGUGAUAUUUUAUUCAGCAAUAAACGUGUAAGUGCAUUUCGCCCACUAACAAAACUUUUACGAUUAGUUGUAAUUUUUAUAAAGGUAACAAAAUUUGAAAUUAUGAGAUUUGAAGUGCAUUCUUGUAGCGGUAAUUCCUUUUAAGCCGUAUAGUCUGAUGCAAACGAGUAUAGUUAUAUGCUAGGAGCUCGCGGCCGCUCGGGCGGCGACGCAAGUACAAGUGGGGCGCGCUCCCUUGCAAUCCAGUAAUCCUGUGAUGUAAAGUAUCUUGCCUAAUGUAAGGAUAAUCUAUUUUGUUGGAGAGUAUCAUAGUAGCGCGAGUCGCCGGCGGUCGGCCUCCGCCGAAGCUGACGUUUCCCCAAAUUUUUUCCAGUAUUUGUGAUUGAAGUGCCACUUUAUGUUUAAUAUAAUGAGACGAUUAUCUAGAUUAUACGAUUAACGUAAGGGUAACCUAAUAUAAUAAAUUGAAAAUUGUUUUAUCAUUUUAUAUUACACAUACAUUUGUGAGAAAUGUUAUUAAAGUACUAUAAUUGAACAGUAAUUAAAUAUUACACUUUUGUGUAUAGGUAAGAAUAAAGUUCUAACUUAAAUUUAGCCAUAUCAAUAUCUAUUUAAAUAAAAGAUUUGUGGUAUUUUCUAUAGGCUCAAUUUGAACGUUAUUCAAAGUGACAUAUGCUUUAGAUAUUCUGUUAAUAAUAUACUUGUAGUCGUAGGUUUGUCGGUAUUACAUAACUGUAGGUGUAAGUUUACAUUUUAAGUCCUAUCGUAGAGUUCAAUAAGCAUACAACUGAUAUUUAACGGCAACGAUUGCACGUGUAAGUUAAAGUUCGUUAUCAUAAAGUUUAUUUACACUUUUAUUUACUUUUUAAUUUAUUGAUGGUGUGCCACAGAGAUACUCUGCCAAAAUAUAAAAUUACCAAUAAUUAGGGGAUCAGCGUAGCAGAGCGCUAGGGCUCGGGUCGCGGCCGGCCCAGCGCUCGCUACCGCGCCGGCCCGCGCCGCGCCGCCCACUAUAAUAAUGUAAAUUGUAUCUGUAUUUCGAACAUCUUCCAGUGUUUUUAUGAUAAAACGAUUUUAGCCUUAAGUUAGUUUUAAGCGAUUCGCUGUACCUUGUCGAGCCUCUGGUUCGCGUACUCUUCACAAAUUAAUUAAGUUAGGUGAACGCGAUUUUGGACGUGUAAGUGCGUUUGAACUCUGUUCGCUUCGGACCUGUAGUAGUCUAGAGUUAAAUGUUUCGAUGUGUGAUGUGUUCAUUUAGAAACAAUAUUAGCAUUUGUCAUUACUACCGUAUUAUCUUACUAUAGGGACCGACGGCAGUUUUGCGUUUUCAUCAUUGCAUAUUCUUCGUUGCCUUUCGCGAUUUGUAUCAGAUACAGAUUAAUUUGAAAGCGGAGCUCCGGUCCGUGCGGACGGACGGGGUAGCGGCCGCCGCGCGUCUCCGAAGGCACGGCUAUGCUAUGCAGCCCAACUGUUUGAUUCGCCUUCCAAGGGGCCAUAAUCGAGAUUGUCACGGAGUUUAAUGUUAGGUGCCAAAGAGUGAUUAUCAAAGAUGUCCGGAACAACUGAUUGCAUUUCUCUGCUUGAUAAAGAUUCUUCCAAAAUUUGAAAUUAUAUUCGCGGUACGGGUUAAUGAUCUGAUGUUCCUAUAACAUUUCGUGUUACGUCUAUUCAACAAUAGUGCACGUAUAAAACAGACAAAUGUCAAUUCUAUGUAUUGUUAAAGCUCAAUUUAAGUGAUGAGGGUGUUUCUUUUACCGAUUGAUAGAAUAAAUAAAGAGUAUAGGUAUUAUUUUUAACUGAUAUUGUUCUGUCCAAUUCUACACCAAUAUUCGAUAACGCCUAAAUCUCAGUUGUCUACUCUGGUGCAAAUUUAAAUUUUAAUGAUACAGCAAUAAAUGUCAUAUUUAAUUUUUUAUAAACUUUUUUCCAUUUUAAGGUUAGACAAGCCGAUCAAACGGAGAGUAUAAUAAACCAGUGCCCUUUAGAAUACGUCAUCCAUAGAUAAGACGAAAGAAGUUUAUGCCUUGAAAUUUUUUAGUCAGUUAAAGUUAUCAGUACUUAAUAAUGGAUAUACAUAUUGUAAAGUGGACGUAUUUUAAAUGUGUAGACGUGUCGGUAGCAGUAUAUAGUGGUGUUAGAGGUGUAUCGGUAGAGGUGUAUCGCAAGGUUGUGAGUAGCGGCAUCGCGCCGCGCUAACUGAAUCUCCUCUCGGUUCAAUGACUGCAUCAUUAUUUCCUGCACACAAUUAUUGCGCCAUGUGCAAUUUAGUCUGUGUUAUUAUUAUGUUGUUGUGUAUUUAUAUGAUACAUCUAUACUGUAAUAUGUAUAUAUUGUGGAAUUUUAUUCGUAAAAAUUUAAUACGCUUCACGCUUCUCUUUUAAUAACAUUUUUCGUGAUUUGUUUCUGUUAUUUAGAAUAAAUUUACGUACCUACAAGUAAUUAUAAUAACGAUCAUAGAUGUAAAUAUAAGUAAAAUAAUGAAAAAAUAAAAAACUUAAAAAAAAAGAAAAAAAAUAUAAAGAAAAGCAAUUAAAAGAAACCAAUGAUUGUGCCUCAAUGAACUGUGGUACGUUACCGUAACAGAUGGCAGGUGUAAUCGUUUCCUUCAAAAAUGUAUUAUAAUGAAUUGUGCGCCUAGGCACCGCUCUGUGACUAGCUGUAGACAAUAUAAGGCUGCGAGCAGCGGGGCCCGCCCACGCCUUGUGUAAUCAUUAAUGAGCUUAGCUAUGUUUUACUUUUAUUAUAAUAAGUGUUAUUUCAUCAAUCAACAUUUUAUAUAUAUACCUACGUAUAUGUAAAUAUUUUUAUCUAUUUAUUUUUUGGUUUUCAUGAAGUUUACCCGAAUUUAACGCGUAACCUUAAAAUUGUUGGUUAUUUUGGAGUGAGAUCGCGCGGUGUCGCGUGUUUCUAACGAUCGCAUCUAUUCCAUAACACUUGAAUGCCAAAGUCGAUGUCUGUAAGCCAUUGGACGACCGCUUGUGUUUUUUACAUAAAUUGCGUGGAUCUCUGACAUCACAACAAACUAUUGAUCGUACAAAUAGGAGCCAUUAAUACUGACAGCCGACACUUAGGUCGCUGUCGCCUAUCCAAGCUGCUCUGGUGUUUUAGCUCAACUAUUCAAGUAGUUUGCUCAUAUUGUUAUUAAUUUUAAUUUUUUAUUAUCUUAAUUAUUAAACUUCCCUUAGUGCGGAAUAAAAUUCUAAAGUUAUUUUGUAAUCUCCAAAUUAGCUUUUAAUGUAACUGGACCAUAGCUGAUAACUGCAGUGUGUAUGGCGUAGGACUCAUGCCGCCUAAACUGCGCGUAAUGCGUUUGUAAUUUAUUUUAUAGCUUUCCUUCGCUUGUCACUCUACCGUCCCUGUGGCCUCGUUGAGUCUAAGUAUAAUAUUAAAUCGGUAGCUUUAUUAGUUUAGCAUCAAAUCAAACUCGUAUUUGUAAAGAUACGUAUAUCAGUUAGUACGUUUAACCGGCCCUUUAGUAGCUAACGCUUAGGAAGGCAAUAAA